Messenger RNA from Hippocampus zosterae (dwarf seahorse), 422 nucleotides. RefSeq names its product hepcidin-like. Gene Ontology annotation, cellular component: extracellular region. Bases 80 to 355 code for a protein of 91 amino acids. The transcript is spliced from 3 exons. Gene Ontology annotation, biological process: defense response to bacterium; intracellular iron ion homeostasis. Lineage: Eukaryota; Metazoa; Chordata; Actinopteri; Syngnathiformes; Syngnathidae. The record is from RefSeq and is a predicted model, not a curated record.
GUGUAUAUCUUUUUACAGAUUGAACUCAACCGAGCGAAAGAAGCUGAAAAAUUGACAAACACCACAUACUCUCUGGUAGAUGAUGAAGCUCUUCAGUUUGUCUGUUGCAGUGAUCAUCAUGCUUGCCUUCCUUUUUAUCCAGGAGGGUUCUACCAUCUCACAUGAUAAUCCGGAGCCUGACCAGCAUAUAGUGGAAGCAAGAGAUGACGAAGCUGCUGACAAACCGGAAGGCCACCAGUGGAAGAUGGACAAUAGCUUCAGACGCAAACGCUUCAGCAGUGAAAAGGAUUGCCGCUGGUGCUGCGGUUGCUGUGGUCGAGAAGAGACAUGGUGUGGUCUGUGCUGUGACUGGUGAUUCCUGGAAUUUGUACUUCUGUACUGCUAUCAGUCUGUAUUAUCACAAUAAACCAUCCAUCCAUCCA